GUCCGACUAGGCCCGGUAGACUUGCUGCCUUGCACCGAAACAACCAGUCGCAUAUGAACGAGCCCAUGAGUCACCUCAGGCCGUGCGUGAUGGUGUGGACUACACAUCGUCAUCUCCCAUUAACUGCAGGUUAUAUGGCAUCGACGCAUGCUGUACUCGAGGAGAAAACAAAUAAACCACACACCAAACAAACGCAGUUAUGAUGAGAAUAGCCAUCGUCGGAGCCGGAGGUCUCGCAGCCAUCCUCACCCGCCACAUCACACAGACGGCCAACCCUGUGAUAGUCCUUUCUAGAGAUGCAAGACCGGACUGGGAGCAACGCUACGACUGCCAGGUCGCCGUCGUUGACUACGAUGACGCCGAAAACCUCAGAUUCGCCCUCCAAGGCAUUGAUCUCGUCAUCUCAACGAUCCGCGGCCAUGAGCAGAUCAAACUGAUACACGCCGCCCGCCAUGUCCGGGUGCGUCUGUUUGUCCCGGCAGAGUUCGAAGGCUCGAUUUCUCGCAGACCAUCUGAUGACGACCCCCUGGACUACGGGUCAUCCGAGGCCAUCGAGCUGUUGAGACACUGCGCCGGCUCCAAGUCCCGCAAGAUGGACUACACGGUUUUCUCCUGUGGCAUCCUUUACGAACGCUUCGCCCCUGGUGGGUUGGCCGACUAUGGCAUGGGUGACCGAGCCUGCAUAGGCAGCCCGGGAGCCUAUCUUGUCGACGUCGGAAACGCCACGGCCGAUAUCGUCGAGACAGACUCGUCCGGACGUCCGGUUCAGGUAUGCAUGACUUCGGUGGAAGACGUAGGUCGCUUUGUCGCCGCGGCCAUCGAGCUUGGCCCCGGCACCUGGCCUCGGGAGUUCAGGAUGCGCGGCGACAGGAUGUCGGUUCGGGACAUAUUUGCCAAGUGCAGCAACGUCAGAGGAGUCGCAUUUACCCUGAGGACUCGGGACUGCUCUAAACUCCAGAGCGAACUCGCGCACUGCGAAUCACGACAGAACUGGACCCAGUGGUGGAACAUCCAACGCCUAAUAGCCACCGCCGACGGACGGUACGACUUCCGCCAAGCUAAUCUCAACGAGGCUGUUGACUUUCGGCCGGUCGGGUUCAGGACAUAGUUGGAGUCCCAGUGGGGGCGAUGAUAAUACUUGGUGCAUCAACUUGUGCGCUUUACCUGUAAAGGUUGGGGGGAUUCAGAAUUUCCAUACUCACCCUUUACCCAUUGUAUCACCACACAAUCCCUAUACAGCAAGCAGUAAAUGAUGACUCGUUCACUUGAUUGCCCUUAAACUGAACCUAAUGUCUGAUUAAAA
Molecule: messenger RNA, 1303 nt
Organism: Colletotrichum navitas
Lineage: Eukaryota; Fungi; Ascomycota; Sordariomycetes; Glomerellales; Glomerellaceae
Product: isoflavone reductase
Exons: 4
Coding region: 200-1108 (302 amino acids)
Source: RefSeq, a predicted model, not a curated record